This is a messenger RNA of Betta splendens (Siamese fighting fish), 2730 nucleotides long. RefSeq names its product ubiquitin conjugating enzyme E2 Wb (gene ube2wb). Lineage: Eukaryota; Metazoa; Chordata; Actinopteri; Anabantiformes; Osphronemidae. The record is from RefSeq and is a predicted model, not a curated record. The coding region runs from base 69 to 524 and encodes 151 amino acids. The transcript is spliced from 6 exons.
GUUCUCUAGUCACGUGACUGUGUGACGUAGCGUCCUCCACUCUGCGCUGAUGCAGGGGGGUUUCCAUCAUGGCGUCGAUGCAGAAAAGGCUACAAAAGGAAUUAUUAGCCCUGCAAAAUGAUCCACCCCCAGGAAUGACGCUCAAUGAAAAAAGUGUACAGAACACCAUCACACAGUGGAUUGUAGACAUGGAGGGAGCACCUGGAACACUGUAUGAAGGAGAGAAAUUUCAGCUGCUUUUUAAGUUUAGUAGUCGAUAUCCUUUUGACUCACCUCAGGUAAUGUUUACAGGAGAGAAUAUACCUGUUCACCCUCAUGUGUAUAGCAACGGUCACAUCUGUCUGUCUAUUCUAACGGAAGACUGGUCUCCAGCCCUCUCGGUGCAGUCGGUUUGUCUUAGCAUUAUCAGCAUGUUGUCCAGCUGCAAAGAAAAGAGGCGACCACCCGAUAACUCCUUUUAUGUAAGAACAUGUAACAAAAAUCCAAAGAAGACAAAGUGGUGGUAUCAUGAUGAUACAUGCUAAUGUACAAAGUUUGUAAUAAUCAUAGAAGAAAGAAGUCCUACUGACCUACGUAAAGCACUUUUUAAUCAUUCAGUCUCUGAACUCUGACCUUUGACUGGAACAAUGGACACCAGGCGCUGGGGGCUCUUAACUGCAUUUCCCACACGGGAAGUUGGAUGCAUGUUUCGUUGGUUGUAACAUAGAGAAUGAUAAUAAUGGAACGUUUAGAUGCACCCAAGGAGGAUCGUGUUUCGCAAAAGGUAGUAAGGCAGCGAGCGAGCAAGAUGGCUUUGUAGUGAGAUAAAUAUAGUUCCUGUUUAAGAUUAUUAAUGUUACUACUUUUUGUUUGUGUGUGGGUGCAUUUUAAGGUCCUUGUGUUGUGCAAUAACCGAUGGAUGCAUGCUUGGGCCUACAAAGAGAAAUCCAAAUCUAGUCGUUUUCUGGAAGGGAUCUGACCAUUAUUACCCCAGGAAAAUGCUUCAUCCGUUUGUUUUAUUUUGAACAUAUUAUUAUUAUUAUAUGCACUGUGAAAGUCUAGUUUGAAAAGGCACUAUUAGUACAUUAUUCUCAGCUUAGAGUUGAACUGUAAGCUGUCCACGUAUCUAUCAGUUUUAGUUUGUAACCACUAACUCAAGAGUAGACACAAUUAUUCUUCUUUCUUCAUCUUCCAACUCCACCUGGUUGCAGUUCUUCCUACUGUUGGACAGAAUAUUGGUACAGAUGGGAAUAAAACUGAUAUAGUAGAUCUUAUCAGCUGAAGACCUCAGUGUGUACAUCUAUUUAUGAAGUUGGACUGAGCUUGUAACGUUCGCUAGUCCAUCCUUAAAGAUGUGCAGCGGCCUCUCUUCCAUUUAAGGAAUGUCUGUAAGAGACCAUUGAUGCAUGAUUUUUUAUUUGCUGUUCCUUUUUUUUUUUUUUUUUUUUUUUUAAAUCUCAUGCUCAAAUGUUUCAUUUUAAAUGUUUUGACUUUUUUGUACUCUUUCAAAUAGCUGAUACUUUGGAAAGGGGGGAUGUAUAGGUCAGUAUAUUCUCUUUUUUUUUAUAUUUGUUAUUUAAUUUAAAUAUUAUAUGCAGAAAGAUAGUGAAUGGGCAGGAGAGUCUUUCUACGAGUUUAAAACGACGAGGCUUUUCUGGUUUUCCCCCUAGUCAGAGUUUUGGCUCAGGUACUUUUUUCAAUAGAAGAGAUCACCUCUAAAAAAAUACCUAUCAGAUAUUUUGAAUUUAGCUAUAUUUUCACCAAAAGAGACUGUUAUGUUACCUAUAACAUGUCGGAAAAUAUUGUAUAUAAAUUUUUGAGUUAUUGGAUGAUGCAGUAGAACUUAGCAGAGGAUGCAUUUUACGGCUGAUAAUCGAAUUGCUUCAGUUCAUUAGAAGUUAGUCUCUGCAUCUCUUGCUAAGUAGAGUCUGUACAGUCAGCUACAAACUCUAUUGUUGGGUCAAGAGAAAACAAAAGGUAGAUUUCAGUGGGGCUGCAUGCGAUUUCAAACCCUGCUUUUUCUUACUAGCGACAGACAUUGUAACAACUUUUCGUCUUUCCAUAACUUAAAUAACAUCUUAGGGGAUGGAUAUGACACCUCACCUCCUGUGGCACUUUGCCAUUUCAAACUGUAAUCACUCCAUUCCUGAAAAAACAAACGUUCAUCGCCAUCCAGUCAAGAGAUACUUGAAUUUUCCAUUUUUUGGGGUUGUUUGUGUUGCAUUUGCUUUUUCCAGGGUCUAGUUGAGUUUCUUGAAUGAACAUGAGUGAAUGUGAUAAUACUGUAUACUGUAGAGGAGAUUACCACAGCACACUGCUAUCUCAAAACUAUAUUGAUAACUUAAAGACAUCUAUUUAACCAGUGGUUUGUUUAUUUUUAUUUGCUUCUUUUUAAUGUUCUUGUUUGCAGUCACUGUGCUGAGGGAAAAGCUGGUUGGACUGAAAGGAUUCUUUAAAUGCAGUCACAACAGCAUUUGUGCAGGGACAAAAAGCCUUCACCCAGUUGAAAUACUUGCUAGUGAUAAUAUUACAAGAGUUUGGAACUGACUUUUUUCCCCCCCUAGUUUAUUUUUUUCCCCAUUUUUCAUUGUGGUUUGAACUCUUAGCUUGCAGGUUGUUGUGAGUGAUAAACACUAUUGAGGGUGUGCUAUUUAUAUUUAAAUUUUGUUCUGGGAUGUGCAAGCUCCAUGUAAUAGGUGCCUGUUCAUUUUCAUAAUCAACAAUAAAAGCAAAAAAUCACUUUUAUUCUAA